This is a messenger RNA of Rubroshorea leprosula, 468 nucleotides long. NCBI's taxonomy places the organism in Eukaryota, Viridiplantae, Streptophyta, Magnoliopsida, Malvales, Dipterocarpaceae. The record is from the annotation of a GenBank genome assembly.
GCCUGGCUGCGUCCGUUAUUGUGCUGGCUUCAAGACACCGGCUGCCAAUAACGGCCACCUUGAAGAAGGAACCGUUAAUUGGACCAAACAGAAGCUGCUGUCCAUUGAUCCGGAGCAAAUGAUGUUUAGCUACUCAAUUGUGGAUAGCAAUGUGGGUUUCCAUGGGUACGUGUCGACGGUAACCGUGGUACCGGAGGAAGUUGGCUGUAGGAUCGAGUGGAGUUAUGAGGUUGAGCCUGUGGAGGGAUGGAAGCUUGAGGAUUUAGAUGGGUUCAUCGGAUCGGGUUUGGAAGUCAUGGCUAGGAGAAUGGAAGCAGCUCUCCAAGCUCUAAUUAAUCAUCAUUAUAAUAAAGGGAUUGCCCAAAUGGCAUUUAUGUCAUUAGCAAAAAAAAUAAAAAAGGUAUUUUAAAGAGUGUCAUGUAUAAUGAUUUAGAAUUUAAACCUUUAUAUUAAAAGUUUCAAAUUUAA